Molecule: messenger RNA, 1188 nt
Organism: Maylandia zebra (zebra mbuna)
Lineage: Eukaryota; Metazoa; Chordata; Actinopteri; Cichliformes; Cichlidae
Source: RefSeq, a predicted model, not a curated record
AAUGAAGACAAAGCUCAACAAAACCAUCCUCACACAAAAGAAAUGGAUCUACAACAGUCUGACAGAGACAAUCAGGAGUAACAUGAAAGGAUGCUACAAAGAAGCAGCAGCAUUUGAAGGACCAGGCACCCUGAAGAGGAUGAGGGACACUAUUGAGAGACAUGUGGAGUCAAAGAAGUACAUGUUUGAAGAGGCAAAAAAUGCCAUGUUGGAGCAGUUGAACGAUUUGAAGGAAACUGUCCUGAGGACGCUGAAGAAAACCAUGGAGGAGUCCAUUGAACACUCACUCAAGACUGAGGCCUGCUCACUGCCAGAUGUUUUGGAACAUCUUGAGAUGGUGAAGAAACACUGUGAUGAACUUAAUGGCGAUCAAGAUGAAAAAAAGUAACCACACCGGAAACAGCUGAGGCCUGAUAACCCACAGGACAUCCCUGAGGAAACACUGAUUAGAGACACGAGGUCUUUACAUAUUAUCACAGUAAUAUUUGUUUUGCUCUCUUUUAAUGUUGUGUUUAUGUGUACUUUUGACCUUUUAAUGAAUUUUAUACAAAAAGCAUCUUGAAUAUUAUAGAUAUCAAUUAAAACUGCUAAUAUUAAGGUGUUAAUCACGAGUGUCUAAAUCAUGUUUUGAUUUCUUUCUUUUUAAAAAUUUGUUGUAGUUUUUAAUCCCUUAUAGCAGAGCGUGAAGACAUGUAAUGCAUUCUCCAUUCAAACCUGAGAUUUAUGGUUUUAAUUGUAAGAGUCUGAGAUUACAAUUUCCAAAAGCAUUUUGAUUUUUUUGCUUGUUUUAAAUAUCAUAAUUUAAUGUUUUAAGUUGACGUGUAUACUGUUGGUUCAUUGGGACGGGAACAUUUAUUUUAAUGUAAGUGCUUAUCAGUUAAACAUUGAGCCUCAUCCAGCACUGAAAAGGUACCAAUUUUACAUCACAGUUCUAAUGACAAAUACUUGUUUGUUGCAGUUAUACAAUAUGUGUACAUGACAAAUAGUGAGAAAUGGCUCUAAGUAAAGCUGCAGGAAAUCAUCAGCUACUUCUGUCAUCUCCCUGCCAUUUUGCUUUUUCUGGGUUUGGAAUUAUUGGUGAAUAUAUUACAGUUUGAGUUUAGGUUCAGGUUGUUUCUUUGUUAUUUUUUGUUACGUUAAAUGUUUAAAAUUUUAAUUACUUCUGUGCAUAUUGUUAAAUUCCUGUUU